GGGCAGAGGAGGGGCCUGGAACAAUGAAGAGCAUUUCCUGCCUGCUGGGACCUGCAGCAUUUGCUUAUCUUUCUCCCUCCUGAGACGCUAAGUUAUUUAGUCGUAAAACUUGAUGUGUUUCAUGUUAUACAAGGGUGUAAAGAAUUCCACUUGCUUCCAGCCAUGUUCUGCAUUGGACACUCUGUGUCGGUGCUGGUGCUGGUGUUGUGCCUAGCGCAGCACACAUACAGUGGGAAGGUCCUGCUGUGGCCAGGGGAAUACAGCCACUGGCUGAACAUGAAGAACAUUAUGACUGCGCUGUUGGAGAAGGGGCACCAGAUUACUGUGCUCAUUAACUCUGGUACUCCUACCAUCAAGGCCAACCAGUCGUCCAACUGCAGCUUUGAGAUCAUCCCAGUGUCCUUCACGCCACAGGACACGAAUGACCUAGUGGACGAGAUGCUCCUGUACAGCUUGUACGAGCACGAUUCCUACAUCCAGGCCUUCCUGAAGAUCAAGGUCAUGGAUCUGAUGGAGAAAAUGACUGCCUUGCAAGUGCAGAUGUGCUGUGACAUGUUCCGGAAUGAGGAGCUCCUGAACAAGCUGAACCAGUCCAAGUACGAGCUGGUGCUCACUGAUCCCAUGAUGCCGUGCGGUUACCUGCUGUCGGACAAGCUCGGUAUCCCCCUAGUGAUAUCCCUGAGGAUCUCGUUUGGAUAUGUUUUUGAGAGACUCUGUGGCCAGAUGCCAGCACCCCCCUCAUAUGUUCCUGCACCUCCUGUACAGUACACAGACAACAUGACCUUUGUGGAGCGACUGAAGAAUUUCCUGCUGUACACCCUUCAUACAACAGUGUUUAAUUUACAAUGCAUUUUCAAAAUUGAUAAACAUUACAGUGAAAUUACAGGCAAGCCCACGUCGUUCUGUGAGGUCAUAGGGAAGGCUGACAUUUGGUUGAUCCGUACCUACUGGGACUUCGAAUAUCCCCGACCUUUUCUUCCAAACUUCAAAUUUGUUGGUGGCCUUCAUUGUAAGCCUGCUAAGCCUCUGCCUGAAGACAUGGAGGAAUUUGUGCAGACCUCCGGAGAAGAUGGGGUCGUGGUGUUUUCUUUGGGUUCAAUGGUAAAGAAUCUCACCAAAGAAAGAAGAAACACAAUUGCUUCUGCUCUGGGACAGGUGCCACAAAAGGUUCUCUGGAGAUACAGUGGGGAGAAGCCAGACACUUUGGCUCCCAACACUAGAGUUUAUGACUGGAUUCCUCAGAAUGAUCUGUUAGGCCAUCCAAAGACAAAAGUCUUCAUUACCCAUGGAGGGACCAAUGGUAUAUAUGAAGGCAUCUACCAUGGUGUCCCUAUGGUGGGCAUCCCCUUGUUUGGUGACCAGUCGGGCAACAUGCUCCACAUGAAGACAAAGGGGGCUGCAGUCAUCCUGGACUUCAACCACUUUCAGGCACAAGACCUUGUGGAUGCUGUCAACACUGUAGUAAAAGACCCAUCGUACAAAGAAAGUGCAAUGAGGCUUUCGAGGAUCCACCACGACCAGCCGAUGAAACCGCUGGACCGCGCUGUGUUCUGGAUCGAGUUUGUGAUGCGGAACAAAGGAGCGAAACACCUGAGAGUACAGUCCCAUAACCUGUCCUGGUAUCAGUACCACUGUCUGGAUGUCCUCGCCGCACUGCUCGCCACGGUGGUGCUGGUCACCUUAAUCAUCUUCAAAUCGUGCUGCUUCUGCGUCCGCAAGUGUUGCCUGAGAUCAAAAGCCAAAAGUAAAAAGGAGUGAUUGUUGUGGUGUGUUCACUGUCGCCUUUCCACUGGCAGCUUACGUACAUUGGCCUGACCUGCAGAGCACCAUACCGGCUCAGGAACUGUGCUUGCAACUCAAAGGCUGUUGUUUUGAUUCCCAGCUGGGUUGCUACUGUUGUACCAUUGAGAAAGCAUUUAAAAUGUCUCAGUGAACAUCCAGCUGUAUAGGGGCAUUACGUGUAACAUUUCACUUAUUGUAAAGCGUCUUUGAGUUCAUGAAAAGCACUAUAUAAAAUAAAUGUAUUAUUAUUAUUAUUAUUAUUAUUAUUAUGUAAAAAAAAUUUAAAAAAAUAAAAAAUAGAAAAAUACACAAAAAACAAAUGUGUAGAUAAGAAUGCCUCCUCAAUAAUUUCUACUAUGAAAUUUUAAGUGGAGUUGAUCUCUGGAACCAAAGGGUUUGCAGAUUUAUUCAGGGUACAUUUAAAAAUAUUUUUGUAGCCGUCACUAUCUAUAUUAAUAAAUGGCUAAGCAGAAGGUCACCCUGUGCUGUCUUCUGGUCCACUGUGAAUGGAUGCAAAUAUAGUUUACAAAAUCCAUAAUGAACGACUUAAUUACAUUUAUUAUUCUGUGUUAGAUUGUCAUUUCAUUGUUAGAAUGGCCAACACUGUUUUCAAUCCUCAAAUAAAUUAUAAUUAAAUUAACUUGGUGCCAUAUAUGCUUAAAUAAGCUGUGCCAUGUUUAACUUUGUUUCCAACAAAUCAGAAAAAAUGAGUAGCAUGGGACAAGCCACUCAAAUAGCUUUAAUUUUUUUUGUUUUAUAGAAAUAAUUCCAUGAAAAUGAACGAAGUAAUUUUGAUUUCAGCUGCCUUAGAUGAUCAAUAUCAAUAUCUUACAUUUAUAAUAAAUAAAAUGAGUUAGAAAGAAUAUGGUUGAUUAAUGUUAGUUCAUAAUUUUGUGUAUGGAGAAUGAUGUUAUGCCAAGUUCAGUUGUAGGGCAUGCUUGAAAACGUGUUUACCUUAUGGGUUUGUUGAUCUGGGUUUCCUGGCGAUAUUAUGUAGUAUUAAAGUGAUUAUUAGUACUGUGUUCAUGGAAUUAAUGUUAGCCAAUCUAUGGGUCAAUGACACAACAUGUACGUUUUGUAUCGGAAAUCAAUAUUUUAUUAAAUGAACAAUGAAACCUGA
Molecule: messenger RNA, 2902 nt
Organism: Anguilla anguilla (European eel)
Lineage: Eukaryota; Metazoa; Chordata; Actinopteri; Anguilliformes; Anguillidae
Product: UDP-glucuronosyltransferase 2A1-like
Exons: 8
Coding region: 163-1758 (531 amino acids)
Molecular function (GO): UDP-glycosyltransferase activity
Source: RefSeq, a predicted model, not a curated record